GAGGCAGCGAUGGCAGCGGGGAGUUGCCUGGCGGACCUCUGCAAUGAGAUGACCUGCCCCAUCUGCCUGGAAUACUUCAAGGAGCCGGUGAUUCUAGACUGCGGGCACAAUUUCUGCCAUGCCUGCCUCACCCAGUGCUGGGGGGAGUCGGGCGCGGGCACUUCCUGCCCGCAGUGCCGAGAAACGGUUCCGCGCAGGAACUUCAAGCCCAACAGGCAUCUCGCAAACGUGGUGGAAAUAGCCCGGAAACUGCAGGAGGGGAAUAGCGCAGAAGGGACGUGGGGUGUGUGCGAGAAGCACCAGGAGGCUUUGAAACUCUUCUGCAACGAUGACCAAGCCCCCAUCUGUGUGGUGUGCGACCGAUCCAAAGAGCACAAGGCUCACGCCGUGGUCCCUGCCGAAGAAGCUGCCCAAGAAUAUAAGGGAAAAAUUAAAAUUCUGCUGAAGUCUCUGGAAAAAAAGAGAGAACAGUUCGUGGAGCUUCAAGAGCUGAGAAGCCAGGGAUGUAUGUUAGAAGAAGACAAGCAGAAGGUCAGGUCCUCCAUUGGAAGGAUGCAUAAGAUUCUUGAGGAAAAAGAGCAUGAAUGGCUGUCCCAGCUGGAAGAGAUGGAGAAGACAAAGGAAGAAAAUAUCAAGCGGCUCUCUGAGGAGAUUUCCCAUCUCAGUCGCUUGAUCACAGAAAUGGAGGGGAAGUGCCAACAGCCAUCACGUGAGUUCCUGCAGGACCUGAAAAGUACCUUGAAUAGGUAUAAGAAAGAACAAGUGGAGAAUGCAGUGGGCCUUUUUACCUGGUUGGAGUGGAGACUCAAAACUUGCUCACAGAAGUGUUCUGCUCUAGGAAAGGCGGUAGAAAAAUGUGCAGAAUCUUUGGAAGAAGCCCUGAAGAAAGAACGUUUGGAGGUUCUGGAUCAAGCAUUAAACAAAGGAUCGCUGAAACGAAUGCUACACAGAGUGGAUGUGAUUCUGGACCCAGACACAGCCCAUCCCCGCCUUCUUGUGUCUCCAGAUCUGAAGAGUGUGAGGUGGAGAAGCAAAAAACAAGACGUUCCUGACAACCCUGAGCGAUUUGAGAACAUGUUCAGUGUACUGGGCCAUGGGAAGUUCUCUUCAGGAAAACAUUGGUGGGAAAUGGAGGUGGAAGUGGAGGAAAUGGAGGAGACGACGAGGGCACUGUGGGCUGUGGGCGUAGCGCCAGAUUCUGUGGUGAGAAAGGGAGGGAAGACAGUCCCUACUCCUGAAGAGGGGUUCUUGGUUGUGGGGAAGCUGUUUGCUGGUUCGUUCUCAUCUGGUCAGCUCAUGGCUUUCACUUCUCCUAACUGGACCGCUUUGACCUUGAAUCGUGAGCCCAGGAAGAUCCGGGUGUCCUUGGACUAUGAAGAGAGCUGUGUAGAAUUUUUUGAUGCUGAUACAGGCGAUUUGAUUUUCAAUUUCCCUUCAGCCUCAUUUUCUGGGGAGGCGAUCCGCCCCUUUUUCUUUUUGGCUGGGGAUAUCAGAAUGAAUGGCUAAAUUCUGAGUAGGAUUCGCAUCACCCCCACUGUUUCCACCAUUCCAAAAGACAGGUUCUCGAGAGCCAGGUGAGAUCUUCAUGGUUUUCAAGAAGAACGUCUGGUUCCUCAGACCGGGUCCAUCAUCUUCCAUCUGUUGAAGAAAUAAUCCAAAUUUUUUUGGGGGAGGUAGAUAUGUUGUCGAAGGAAAGUUAGGUUUUGAAGCUUUCUUCUGUUGAAUAACCAGACCUUAUCCCCCC
Gekko japonicus is the source of this 1744-nucleotide messenger RNA. Its product is annotated as zinc finger protein RFP-like. The record is from RefSeq and is a predicted model, not a curated record. Gene Ontology annotation, molecular function: protein binding; zinc ion binding. NCBI's taxonomy places the organism in Eukaryota, Metazoa, Chordata, Lepidosauria, Squamata, Gekkonidae. The coding region runs from base 10 to 1506 and encodes 498 amino acids. The transcript is spliced from 9 exons.